AUCAUGGAAGCCCUGCACCGCCUGCUGCAGGGGCUGUUGGGCAGCACCGGCUCCACUGUCCUCAAGGAGCUGCAGAACAUCUUGGAGCUCCUGCUGCCCUUCACCAUGUGCCAGCAGGCCACCGUGGAGGAGAGGGCCGUGGCGUGCAUUGGCAGGCUGCUCGCCUUCACCAACUCCUGCUCCUCGCCCAAGGUAGGAGCCCUGGUGCUCACAGCUUCGGGGACCGCGUCCUGGCUCCCCAGCCGGAGCCCACCUGUCUCACCUGCCUCCAGGCUUGCGCACAGCCUGGGCUGGGCCCCGCUGCCCCGCUCAGCCGUGCGCCCCCGCUGUCUCUCUCCCCAGCCGUGCUCCUGCUUCAUGGAAAUCGCGGCCUUCCAGCACAAGUGCCAGGAGAACCAACGUUUCCCUAUACUGGGCAAGCUGGCCGGGCACCUCAUCCUCUCCUGCACCUCCACGGAUGAGAGGACGAGAGACGAGGCGAUGAAGGCUGUCCGUCAGCUUUUCACCCUCAUCCCCAUACCAAGAUGGUCGCUGGAGCAGCAGAGGCCCAAGGUGCCACGGCUCUGGGAGAGCCAGCUAGCUUUGCUCCACCAGGAGGCUUCCCACGACAACAGAGCCAUUAAGAUCUUUCAGGUCCUUCUGAAAUACCUGGCGUACCCUGAAACGGUCAACAUAUUACUUUGCACCAUCGAGAGCAUGACAGUGCCAAGCCUCCACAGCACCGAGCUGGCUGCCCACAUGGUGGAUGUGCUCGCUGCAAAGACUUGCUUCCCUCCACGGCAGGUGUGGAAGAUCAUGAAGACCAUCUACAACAGCCUGCCGUCCAUCAGAGACAGGGCAGCUCGCAAGAGCCUGGGCAGGGCCCUGCUCGUGCUGGCCAGCAAAUUCCCCAAGCAGAUGGUCAGCAGCCUGCUGGUCUGCUCCCCCACCUGCACCAGGUACGGGGCCCACGGCCCUCAGGGCUCCCUUCCCCUCCCCUCCCCUCGCCACCCCACGGCUGUCAGCCAGGCAAGGGCAGCCAUGCUGACAGCCCUGGGGACCUGCAGGGCCGCUGUCACCAUGUGGAGGGAAAUGCUCUCAAAGCCCCCGGUCAUGGAGAAGGUGCUGCAGGAGCUGCUCCAAGUGCUGAUAAACCAUUCUGAGCACCACGCGUCACCGUUCAUGAGGGACAGGCCACGUGUCCUUGCCCUGGCCGCUGCAAGGACCCUACCGGAGAUACUCCAGCUGCCUCUGGUCCUGAAGAAGGCCCGGGCCAUCUUCCCAAAGCUCUUCCUGGCCCUCCUCCUGCAAGUGUCCUUCACCACCAAGCUGACACAGCAGGAGGUGGAGAUCUUCUGGGAGGCGCACCAGCAGAACCCGCUCACUCCCAUCAGGUGCCGCAUCCCCGCCCCCCGCUGCACCAGGACCCGGUGCUGGGGCUCCCGAUGCGACUCGCACCCUUCUCCACCUGCAGGUCCGCGGUGCAGGCCAUGAAGG
Molecule: messenger RNA, 1476 nt
Organism: Lagopus muta (rock ptarmigan)
Lineage: Eukaryota; Metazoa; Chordata; Aves; Galliformes; Phasianidae
Exons: 6
Coding region: 4-1473 (489 amino acids)
Cellular component (GO): cytoplasm
Source: RefSeq, a predicted model, not a curated record